Molecule: messenger RNA, 279 nt
Organism: Strongylus vulgaris
Lineage: Eukaryota; Metazoa; Nematoda; Chromadorea; Rhabditida; Strongylidae
Source: the annotation of a GenBank genome assembly
AUGUACCAGGUACGAUUCGCUUGCGCAAGACCAUCCAGCUCCCAUUUCGAAACAUCCUCACUGCACUCGCUGGUCAAUUGCAGUGAUAAAAGAUAUGGUCUCACUGGCGGUUGGAUGGGUGUGUGGUGCCGUUUCGCGCUACAUGUCCCGACCGAUUAUGGUCCAUCUAUCAUAUGUUACCGUAGUGAGUUGCGUUGUGUCAGUGAUCGCCAUCAUCUUCGUCUUCGGGUAGAAAUGACACCCGCCCUUCCAGCGCUAUCCAUCAUCGUAUCACCCUAA